AUGUGGGAAAUAAUAAAAGCAUUCCAGCGGAAAUUGCAGUUGUUCGAAAAUGAUUUAAAUUCAAAGGAAUUGCUUCAUUUUGCUUCAUUGAAAGCUCAUAUUGAAAACAAUCCUAAUGAAAACAUUGGCAUGGACAUCUUUGUCGAGUUUUUACAAAAAGUGCAGAUCGAAUUUUCUUCGCGAUUUUCAGGAUUUAAUCAAAUCUCUGAUUUACUCACUGCUUUAAAGACUCCGUUUUCUAUGGAACCCAACAGUAACUGGGUUACACAAGCUAUGCAUCUCUUCAGUGGUAUUGAUAAAGCCAAGCUUCAACUGGAAACUAUCGAAUUACAAGAAAGCAGUGUAUUAAAAGAAAGUUAUCAAGAAACACAUAUAACCAUGUUUUGGACUGAUAUUUUGCCCGUUGAAACUUAUCCUAAUCUACGAAAGAUAAGUUCGUUUGUAUUGACAAUGUUUGGAUCAACUUAUAUUUGCGAAGCUGCAUUCUCAAAAAUGAAUUAUGUGAAAAACAAGUUUCGAAACCGACUAACCGAUCGUCAUCUUGAGGAUUGUUUGGUUGCUGCUACUACUAGCUACAAUCCUGAGUUUACCAAGUUGGCUAAAGACAAAAAAUCGCACUUCUCACAUUAG
Camponotus floridanus (Florida carpenter ant) is the source of this 630-nucleotide messenger RNA. RefSeq names its product general transcription factor II-I repeat domain-containing protein 2A-like. NCBI's taxonomy places the organism in Eukaryota, Metazoa, Arthropoda, Insecta, Hymenoptera, Formicidae. Gene Ontology annotation, molecular function: protein dimerization activity. The transcript has a single exon. The record is from RefSeq and is a predicted model, not a curated record. The coding region runs from base 1 to 630 and encodes 209 amino acids.